UUUAGUACAAUUCGUUUAACAAGCGGGACCCUGCUUGAUUGACGUUCCACUCUCAGUAUUGUCGCAAUGGCGGAUAAGAAGAGAGGCAAGAAGCGAAAAGAUGAAUACACACCUCCUGGAGAGGAAGUCCCAAAUAAACCCAGCAAAGAGGAGUACAAUGUUGGGAAAUGGCUGAGAAAAAAUGUCCCUAUUAAAAGGACUAAAUUCAUGAAUCAUAAUGUGGAGUACUUUACAGGAAAGCGUGCGGUUGAUGCGCUAUUGGAAUCAAAAUUUACUGCGGGUGACAGUCCCCUUUUUGUUACCCGAGACGAAAUUGUUGAUUAUCUACAUGUGAUGCUGGAGCAUAAAUUUUAUCAUCGUGCCAGAAAAGUUCCUGUUUCAGAAAAGGAACUAAGAGAAAGGAAGAAGGAAAAGAAAAAGGAACCAGACUCUGGGGAAGACGAAAAACCGCAGGAAAAGGAGAAAGAGCAAAAUAAGGGAACUGAUGCUGAAAGCAGUGUUGUUGAAGGAAAAGAUCCUGCGGAUAAGCAACAGCAAAAGGAUAAGAAAAAGAAGAAAAUUCGACUGGAAAUGCAUAACGACCAGCGUUUUGUAGACAGUUUAGAUGCAUAUGUUUGGAUUUAUGAUCCGAUUCCAUUUCACUAUUGGAUAUUUGGUGCCUUGCUUGUUGUCGGUGCUAUUGGUAUUUGCAUGUUCCCAUUAUGGCCCCCAAUUGUUAGAUUGGGCGUCUAUUAUAUUAGUGUGGCAGCGGCCUGUUUCCUCGUGUCCAUAAUUGUUAUGGCAAUGAUUAGAUUGAUUCUGUUCUGCAUUAUUUGGUUACUGACUUUUGGAGAGCAUCAUCUAUGGAUUUUACCCAAUUUGACCGAGGAUGUAGGUUUUUUGGCGUCAUUCUGGCCUCUCUACAAAUAUGAAUAUCGGGGAUCUGGUGCUUCUUCAGCCGACAAGAAAAAGAAGAACAAGAAAAAGAAAGACAAGGAUAGCGAUGCUGAGGAUGAAAAAGAUGGAAAUGAAGACGUUGUCGAAAAUCUCGGAGAAAACAUCGAUACUAAGAGAGAAAGUUCCGAUGAUGAAAGAAAUGUUAAAGCAGUCGAUAUGGAAAAUGAAGAUGGGGACGGUUCCGAGAGUGAGAGCGAAUCCAAGUCGAGUACAGGCCGAGACUUUGAAAUGGUCGACCACAAUGAAUUGGAAGACCAACAGAAUUAAUCCCAGUAACUUUGUAGGUAUAAUUUCAUGUGGCGAGGCGUUUUUAUGUAACAUUUGUUGGCAAGGUUGCGGAUUAUAUUGCAAAAGUCAUUUUUAAAUAAAAUUGUAUAUUUAAAAGAAUCCAGGUUGAAAACUUUUUGUUCCAUAUUAGACUUUUCGUACCGUCUUACCAUUUAGAACAUAAUAUGUAUCGCUAUCACACACCCAGCGUAAGAAUAACUAAGUUAAAGUCCAAAAUUUAAUCAACAAUUAUAAGCUGUCAAUGUUAUUAUAAAUAAAAUCUAGAUGUGGGUUCUCGAUAAAUUAGGAAUUUGAAAAUAGUAUGAAUGUUAAUGUUCUUAUGGAAUUAAUAUAUUUGGUCGUUGAGAUUAUAUAUUCUUUUACAUCCAACAGUGUUAUACAUAUAUUUUUUAAAUAGAUAAAUCGCAUCCCCGAGAGUGGUAUAGUACAUGACGUCUUUAUGUGUACACGAUUUUUUGUAUAUACGUGUAAUCUGUUACACUUAUUUUACUCAAAUGAUCUGUAAUUAGUUGGUAUGUGCUUCGAUAGAAAAAAAAUGCAUUUAUUUAUGUUUUGUUAGGGAAUACUUUUUAUUUUCUUAGGGAUACAUUAUUAGUAGGUAAUAUGUUUAAAUAAAUUGAUUGUAAAUAAUUCA
This is a messenger RNA of Dendroctonus ponderosae (mountain pine beetle), 1858 nucleotides long. It is a transcript of the gene Trp1, whose product is annotated as translocation protein SEC62. The record is from RefSeq and is a predicted model, not a curated record. NCBI's taxonomy places the organism in Eukaryota, Metazoa, Arthropoda, Insecta, Coleoptera, Curculionidae. The transcript has 8 exons. Gene Ontology annotation, cellular component: endoplasmic reticulum membrane; endoplasmic reticulum. Bases 67 to 1203 code for a protein of 378 amino acids. Gene Ontology annotation, biological process: post-translational protein targeting to membrane, translocation.